UCGAGGAACACAACUGAUCAUUUAUCUUUUCCCGCUUCCGGAAGUCAAUAUUUAAGUCAUUUCCACUACGAAAAAUUUUAGUCAGUCAAGCAGCCAUACUACCAGCAAGUGGUCCGGGUCAUUGAGAUGAAAAUUCUGGUAAUUUGUGCUCUAAUCGGUUUGGCAACGGCCGUUGAUGAGUAUGUUCCUCAUCACGUGGAUUUAUUGAUUCGCGACGGAAAGCAAUCCUCCUUUCCUGGAAGUGGUGUAAUAGUGUCUCUCAAGCAUGUCCUUACUGUGGCCAUAAACAUUAAAGGAUUUGUAGAAUGGGAAGUGACCCACGGCAAUCAAGAAUUCGGGCGCGAAACAUUGCUUUCCAAAAAUGCAUUUGCGCAUCCUAAUUUUGAUUUCUCAACAAUGAAACACAAUUUAGGAAUCAUUGUGUUGCCUAAGUCAUUGAAAGUGACUCCGGCAACAUUGCCCGUGCGACUUCCGGAACUCAAUGAAGACUCACCGAACGUUGGAGACUUUGGACUUGUGGCGACAUACCAUGGACUAGGCAAAAAGAAUGGUGAAAAAAAGUUAACAUAUGGUCCGCAUCAGGUUGUUGAAAACGCUCUUUGCGAGAAAAUAUAUCCAAAGAUAAAGAGUUUGCCGAAUUUCUUCUGCGCCUUGGAAAAUCAAUUCAGGGUCUGCGGAGGCACUCAGGGAAGCGGAUUUUUGGAAGAUGUUCAUAGAAAACGAACCUUGGGCGGAAUCUUAUCGAUUGGCGAACUCUGGGAUGAUUGCAGCACAACAAAUUACCUAGUAUAUCUCCGUAUUAGUCCUUACGCUCACUGGAUUCGCCGCAACACAUCAUAAAUAUUAUUCAUAUUUCACUCAAUUCUUCUGAAAAUUGGAAGCAUUCACUGCGAAAAAUAAAUUUCAUUUUCUAUAGAA
Messenger RNA from Hermetia illucens (black soldier fly), 918 nucleotides. RefSeq names its product vitamin K-dependent protein C-like. Bases 127 to 840 code for a protein of 237 amino acids. NCBI's taxonomy places the organism in Eukaryota, Metazoa, Arthropoda, Insecta, Diptera, Stratiomyidae. The record is from RefSeq and is a predicted model, not a curated record. Gene Ontology annotation, molecular function: serine-type endopeptidase activity. Gene Ontology annotation, biological process: proteolysis. The transcript has 3 exons.